This is a messenger RNA of Phoenix dactylifera (date palm), 537 nucleotides long. The record is from RefSeq and is a predicted model, not a curated record. NCBI's taxonomy places the organism in Eukaryota, Viridiplantae, Streptophyta, Magnoliopsida, Arecales, Arecaceae.
AUGAGGCCCUCUAUGCUUUUCAAUGUCCUCAUUUUGUUUCUCUUCGUCCAAACCUCGUUCUGUGUCUCGCCCACAAUAAAAGACGUUUGUAGUAAAAUCUCUGGUGGCUCCGUCGACUACAACUUCUGCGUCCAAGCUCUUGAGGCCGAUCCUAAAAGCGAAGCUGCUGAUGUCCUCGGACUUGCAGCCAUUUCUCUGAAACUAUCCAUAGCCAAUGCCACAAGCAUUGAGUCCAAAAUAAUGGAGUUCUUGAAGAAUGUCUCGGAUCCAACCACGAAGGAAUCCAUGGAGACUUGCUCGCAUCUUUACGAGAAUACUACCAUAACAGUUCUCAAGCAGUCGGCGGAUUUCAUUGCAUCCAAAAACUUUACUGCAGCUGAAGACGUGAUUGGUUCUGCUUCCAUAGUGGGAAUAAUUUGUGCAGAAGAAUUAAGAGAAACGCCGCUGGCUAAAGACUGCGACAACCUCUCAAGGUUGAUUUUUUUGGCAACAGCCGUCAUCCAUGAAAUCCUUAGUACGAUCGACCUUCAUUUUUGA